AAAAAAGUUGACUUAAAAUUUCUGUUUUGCUUCAUCUCUAAAUAUGUUUUGAUUAAAAACCCAGGCCUCGAGAUUUUGUUUCCGCACCCUAGAUAUGACCUUCUUUUGGAGUUCAAUGAUUUUUCUUGUUCAUGUAACAUGUGUUUUGCAAACGCAAUUUAAAAGUGCAAGGGCCGUCUGUCUUAGGGACAUUCUCAAAUUUUAUUAUUCUGAGGAAGCCUGCAGUUUCAAUAAAACUCGUAUUACCGAAGUUUUUAAGGAAAACCAGAGAGCCUGUUUUGUCAAUUGCUCUAUGAUAUCUAGUAAUACCAUAACGGAUAAUUGGCAGUACAUGUAUGAAAUUGAGAAAAUGGAAAUAAUUUUCUCCACAACCUACACUUUCACAAUGUUCAAACCAUGCAGUAGAUUUGGCAACUCUGAUGCUUACAUUACUGUAACCUGUGGUGAGAAGAUAUUUAAUGAAAGAAGAGUUGGUGAAUACUGUACAAACAGUACACAGUGUACACUGGGAAAUCCCGAUACGACCUGUAAUAAGACCACUGGAGUCUGUGAUUGUAAAGACGGCUACAUCAUGAGGUUCAAUAAUUGUUUUCAAGGUGAUUUGUCAUUAAACGAGUCAUGUGAAAUCAACGAGCAAUGCAGCAAGACUCCUGAAUAUUUGUUUUGUAGGCAAAAUAAUUCCCGGAAAGCAUGUUCACCCUUACCUGAUCCCAAAGUUAACGCCCAUAAAAAUGACUGUAAGUUUUUUUUAAUUGACAACAGGUGCUUAAGGACAGGAACUCCCCUCCCCGAUGUAGACCCCCGGGCCUUUUCGACUUUUUUCACAUAAAUUAUAUAUGGAUGACAUAUUUGUGAUAUAAGCUAGUAAUAUAUUCCAUAUAUUCGGAAUAUUUCAUUAAACAAACAUUUUAUUAAAAAUU
Molecule: messenger RNA, 920 nt
Organism: Saccostrea cuccullata (small rock oyster)
Lineage: Eukaryota; Metazoa; Mollusca; Bivalvia; Ostreida; Ostreidae
Exons: 6
Coding region: 95-829 (244 amino acids)
Source: RefSeq, a predicted model, not a curated record